Messenger RNA from Portunus trituberculatus (swimming crab), 2515 nucleotides. Its product is annotated as extensin-like. Lineage: Eukaryota; Metazoa; Arthropoda; Malacostraca; Decapoda; Portunidae. Gene Ontology annotation, cellular component: extracellular matrix. The transcript has 3 exons. The record is from RefSeq and is a predicted model, not a curated record. The coding region runs from base 28 to 2106 and encodes 692 amino acids.
UCCAGUCCGUUCUCUUGUGGUGUGGUUAUGCGGCUGUUGCAGGUGGUGGUGGUUGGACUGUGGGCUGCGGCAGAGCUGGCUGCAGUCCGAUUCGAGCCAGAAGAUCCAGCUUGGGAAUGGGAGCCCAGGAAGACCCGCGGUUCUUAUCAAUUUCAGGCUCAAAAUAUUCCUGAUGUGGACAAAAAACACGUCCGCUAUGACUUCGCGUACAGUGUGCGAGAUGACGACACAGGGGCAGCGUACAGCCACAAAGAGGAGCGGUCGGGGGACACCACACAAGGCGAGUACCGUGUCAGUCUGCCAGACGGCCGUAUCCAGGUUGUUUCGUAUAUAGCAGACGAGAACGGUUAUCGAGCUAAGGUGUCAUACGAACCUGCCACACCGCCUGUAGAAGUCAACAGCGCUCUCAAGUACGCUCCCAAGGCAGCAAAGUACCGCCCAAGAGGCCGUUCUAGGCACAGAAGCAGACAGCGGCGGCCCAGAAUACACAAGCGUCCCCGCACACGACCCAACGACACUCGGUACCAUUCUUCUCAACGUUCCUACCUGCCUGACCCUCCGUCUUCUUACAUUCCUGCACCAAAGGACACCUACCUUCCGCAGCCUCCGUCUUCCUACAUUCCUGCAUCAGAAGAAGAUUCUUACCUUCCGAAACCUGCGUCUUCCUAUCUUCCUGCGUCUGAGGAGGAUUAUUCUUACCUUCCGGAGACCCCUUCCUCUUCCUACCUCCCUUCGUCGGAAGAAGAGGAUUCCUAUCUCCCUGUGCCUCCUUCCUCCUCCUACCUUCCUGCGUCAGAGGAGGAGUAUGAUGAUGAGGAGGAGGAGGACGAGGACUAUCUCCCGGAACUCCCGUCAUCCUACCUCCCUAAAACACCAUCGUCGUCUUACCUCCCUGCUUCAGAAGAGAAUUCCUACCUCCCAGAACCCCCUUCCUACCUCCCUAAACCGCCAUCUUCUUCCUAUCUUCCUACUUCAGGAGAGGAUUCCUACCUACCGGAAAUCCCGUCUUCUUACCUCCCUAAACCUCCGUCCCCCUCCUACCUUCCUGCGUCAGAAGAGGAAGAGGAGCAUUCCUACCUACCGGAAACCCCGUCAUCUUACCUCCCCAAACCUCCCUCCACCUCCUACCUUCCUGCGUCAGAAGAGGAGGAGGAAGAGGAGGAUUACUAUCUCCCAGAACCCCCGUCCUCUUAUCUCCCUAAACCUCCUUCAUCCUCCUAUCUUCCUGCUUCAGAAGAAAAGGAUUCGUACCUCCCGGAGCACUCGUCCUCCUACCUCCCCAUCCCAACAAAGGAACUGCAUCCCAAACACUCGGCGUCUCAUCCAUCAGAACCUGAUGAUGCUUAUCUUCCUCCAUCCUCCACUCCUGCGUCUUACCUGCCCCCUAAGGAAGCCUCUUCUUUCGAUCCUUAUUCAAAUUCCUUGCCUAGUUUCCCACCGCCACCUCAUAUAGCGCUUUCAGAAAGACCGCGCCAAGCUUCACAACCUCACUACGGGUAUUCGUCCACCCCACGCCUGGACAAAGAGCUGGAAGUGACAACCUACAGACCCCAACGUCCACCUCUCACCACCCCCUCCACUUACUCAGGUCCUACCAAAGACAGUAAUUCAGUCUUCCCUGGCCCCACGACCGCCAUUCCUUCAAGCACUCAUCGUCCACUUAAGCUUCCCGAGGUGACCAGUUAUAAGCCAAACAAACCUUCUUCUCUCCCUACCUCCACGUUCUUCCCUACACCAGCUGAGGAGGAAGCCCCAUCAACAUACAAACCUUCCGCUACGGUCUCCCCAGCCACUCCUUCGCCACAACUUACAACAUACAAGCCUUCCACCACAGCCUCGUCAGACACUCCUUCCACCACCCGUCCCACUACACGCCCGUUCCCUCUGUCCUAUUCCCUCGCUCCUAAACCAUCACAUCCUCUCCACCCACAGCACCGUCUUACCCUUUGUCUCUUCCCGUGCCGUACACACCAGCACCUUCUUACGGGGAACCCUCACCCCAACCUUACAAACCUCCAUUGCCACCCUAUUUUGGUCCACAGUACGGUCCACGCUUCCCUGGCCCACUGUACCCUCCUCGUAUCACAGGGAUUCCACCUCAACUAAGCAUUACUUCAAAUCCUAACCCUGUCUCUACUCAUACUCCCACACAGAUCUCUACCUCUCCUCAUCCUUCAACACCUGCUUCUUCCUCAUCAUCCUCGUCAUCUUCCCCUACACCGUGAACGAAUUCUUCCGUUGUAUCGUUUUUCCUCAGUGUCUUUCCCCUGUAAAGCAUUCGAUCUAGUCCAUCUCAAUCACUAUUGGUUCUUUUAUUUUAGUUUUAUCUUACUAUAUGGAAGCAUAGUUUUGAGAUUUGUUAAUUAUUGUUUGUGAAACUAUACUGUAACCGUACGUAUACAUACACAUACAUACAUAUACACACACACACACACACACACACACACACAGGAUGAGAGACUAAAGGCUAUGGAUCUACCAACCCUGGAACAAAGAAGGGAGAGAGGAGAUCUGA